Messenger RNA from Acomys russatus (golden spiny mouse), 4038 nucleotides. It is a transcript of the gene Grm3, whose product is annotated as glutamate metabotropic receptor 3. Bases 1090 to 3729 code for a protein of 879 amino acids. Lineage: Eukaryota; Metazoa; Chordata; Mammalia; Rodentia; Muridae. Gene Ontology annotation, cellular component: membrane. Gene Ontology annotation, molecular function: group II metabotropic glutamate receptor activity. Gene Ontology annotation, biological process: regulation of synaptic transmission, glutamatergic; G protein-coupled glutamate receptor signaling pathway. The record is from RefSeq and is a predicted model, not a curated record. The transcript has 6 exons.
CAGAGCUGCGUACUGUCUGUCCUCCCGGGUUCACUCGCUCGCAUUGCUCCCUCUUUCGCUGUCUCCUCCAAGUGUGGUCAGCCUUUUACACAGGGACCACCGGAGAGUUCUUGCUAGGAAUGACAGUCGGUCCCUGCCCACCCGCGUGCCAUCAUCAGCCUUAGCAGAGCUUCAAAGUUGGAGCCACCUCCCUUUAUACCUCCCCACGCCCCUUCCACGCCACUGCUCCGAAAUCCACCGACCUUUGCACGCAUUGCCUAAGGGUUGCAAACCUUAGGGCAGAGAAGCCAGCAACCCCGCCCGGCUUUCUGUAUUGUAACCCUUCAGUCUAGGUACAGUAGCUUAGUGAAGAUUCUGCAGAUACACCCCUAUAAACGGAGGGAAGAAGGGGGAGGGAAAGGAAGAGAAGGAAAGGAGAAAGAGAAUGAGGAGAGGAAUGUCAGAAGGUCCGUGCCUCUCUGCUUGAGUCCCAAUCAGAUGCGGCUGUUUCAGCCUGGCCAAGGUGAAGGAAAGUUGCUUUCUGAGCCUAGGAAGUGGGUUUGGCUGCAAAGAGGAGGAGGGCGACUGAGCUCUGAAGCUCCCUCCCUUCUGCUAAAGACCACUGGGUCCCCUUCUUCCCAACCUCCUCCUGCUCUUCUCCUCUAGCCCUCCCUUUCCCCACUCCUCCUUGACUCAGAGGCCUGGAUGCUGGGCCACCGGGCAGUGGUCCAGCGCGCAGCCGGGCGGGGGCGGGGGCAGGGGGCACUGUGACAGGAAGCUUUGCGCACAAGUUGGCCAUUUCAGGGGCAAAAUAAGUUCUCCCUUGGAUUUAGAAAGGACAAAGGCAGCAAGCUCCCUCUUUUGUGUCGGAUGAAGAGGACCAACCAUGAGCUGGAGACUGGGUGCAGGCUCACCGCUGCCGCUACCACCGUGGUCAGCUUCAGUUCCUGCCAGGAGUUGACUGUGCGAGGAAUUCGGUGACGGGUUCUUUUAGCCCAAUCCUCACUUGUCUGAAGGGCAGAGCAAACAUCUCACUUGGAAAUGAGAGAAGACUAGCAACAGCAUUGGCUCCACCCAGUGAUAUCUCCAAGAGGUUCAGAAACAGGAUUCAUGAAGAUGUUGACGAGACUCCAAGUUCUUAUGUUAACUUUGUUUUCAAAGGGAUUUUUACUCUCUUCAGGGGAUCACAACUUUAUGAGGAAGGAAAUAAAAAUAGAAGGUGACCUUGUUUUAGGGGGCUUAUUUCCUAUUAAUGAAAAAGGCACUGGAACAGAAGAGUGUGGGCGAAUCAAUGAAGACCGAGGUAUCCAACGUCUGGAGGCCAUGUUGUUUGCUAUUGAUGAAAUCAACAAAGACAAUUACUUGCUACCGGGAGUGAAGUUGGGUGUUCACAUUUUGGAUACAUGUUCAAGGGAUACCUAUGCAUUAGAGCAAUCACUGGAAUUUGUCAGGGCAUCUUUGACGAAAGUGGAUGAAGCUGAAUAUAUGUGUCCUGACGGAUCUUAUGCUAUUCAAGAAAACAUCCCACUGCUCAUUGCAGGAGUCAUUGGUGGCUCAUACAGCAGUGUUUCCAUACAGGUGGCAAACCUGCUGAGGCUCUUCCAGAUCCCUCAGAUAAGCUACGCCUCCACCAGCGCCAAACUCAGCGACAAGUCUCGCUAUGAUUACUUUGCCAGGACCGUCCCCCCUGACUUCUACCAGGCCAAAGCCAUGGCCGAGAUCUUGCGUUUCUUUAACUGGACCUAUGUGUCCACUGUUGCUUCUGAGGGUGACUAUGGGGAGACAGGGAUUGAGGCCUUCGAGCAGGAAGCCAGGCUGCGUAACAUCUGCAUCGCCACUGCUGAAAAGGUUGGCCGCUCCAACAUCCGCAAGUCCUACGACAGCGUGAUCCGUGAGCUCCUGCAGAAACCCAACGCGCGUGUUGUGGUCCUUUUCAUGCGCAGUGACGACUCACGAGAGCUGAUCGCAGCAGCCAGCCGCGUGAAUGCCUCCUUCACCUGGGUGGCCAGCGACGGUUGGGGUGCGCAGGAGAGCAUCAUCAAAGGCAGUGAGCACGUAGCCUAUGGCGCCAUCACCUUGGAGCUGGCGUCCCAGCCUGUUCGCCAGUUCGAUCGCUACUUCCAGAGCCUCAACCCCUACAACAAUCACCGCAACCCCUGGUUCCGAGACUUCUGGGAGCAGAAGUUUCAGUGCAGCCUCCAGAACAAGAGAAACCACAGACGGGUUUGCGAGAAACACCUGGCCAUUGACAGUAGCAACUAUGAGCAAGAAUCCAAGAUCAUGUUUGUGGUAAAUGCGGUGUAUGCCAUGGCGCAUGCGCUGCACAAAAUGCAGCGCACCCUCUGCCCCAACACUACCAAGCUCUGUGAUGCAAUGAAGAUCGUGGAUGGAAAGAAAUUGUACAAGGAUUAUUUGCUGAAAAUCAACUUCACGGCUCCAUUCAACCCAAAUAAAGGAGCAGACAGCAUUGUGAAGUUUGACACUUUCGGAGACGGGAUGGGAAGAUACAACGUGUUCAACUUCCAGCAUAUAGGAGGAAAGUAUUCUUACUUGAAGGUUGGCCACUGGUCAGAAACCUUAUCUCUGGAUGUGGACUCUAUCCACUGGUCCCGGAACACAGUCCCCACAUCCCAGUGCAGUGAUCCCUGUGCCCCCAAUGAGAUGAAAAACAUGCAGCCAGGGGAUGUUUGCUGCUGGAUCUGCAUCCCUUGUGAGCCUUACGAAUACUUGGCUGAUGAGUUCACCUGCAUGGAUUGUGGGCCUGGCCAGUGGCCCACUGCAGACCUAUCUGGAUGCUUCAACCUUCCAGAGGAUUACAUCAAAUGGGAAGAUGCCUGGGCAAUAGGCCCAGUCACCAUUGCCUGCCUGGGUUUUAUGUGUACAUGCAUAGUUAUAACUGUUUUUGUCAAGCACAACAACACACCCUUGGUCAAAGCAUCAGGCCGAGAACUCUGCUACAUCCUGUUGUUUGGAGUUAGCCUGUCCUAUUGCAUGACAUUUUUCUUCAUUGCCAAACCAUCUCCUGUCAUCUGUGCGUUGCGCCGGCUUGGGCUUGGGACCUCCUUUGCCAUCUGUUACUCAGCUCUACUGACCAAGACAAACUGCAUCGCUCGCAUCUUUGAUGGGGUCAAGAAUGGCGCUCAGAGGCCAAAAUUCAUCAGCCCGAGUUCUCAGGUUUUUAUCUGCCUGGGUUUGAUACUGGUGCAAAUUGUGAUGGUGUCCGUGUGGCUUAUCCUGGAGGCUCCGGGCACCAGAAGACAUACCCUUCCAGAGAAGCGAGAAACAGUCAUCCUAAAAUGCAAUGUCAAAGAUUCCAGCAUGUUGAUCUCUCUGACCUAUGAUGUAGUCCUGGUGAUCCUAUGCACUGUGUACGCCUUCAAAACGAGGAAGUGUCCUGAAAACUUCAAUGAAGCCAAGUUCAUUGGCUUCACCAUGUAUACCACCUGCAUCAUCUGGUUGGCAUUCCUCCCUAUAUUUUAUGUGACAUCGAGUGACUACAGAGUGCAGACGACAACAAUGUGCAUCUCCGUGAGCUUGAGUGGUUUCGUGGUCUUGGGCUGUUUGUUUGCCCCCAAGGUACACAUUGUCCUGUUCCAACCGCAGAAGAACGUGGUUACACACAGACUUCACCUCAACAGGUUCAGUGUCAGCGGAACUGCGACCACAUACUCUCAGUCCUCUGCAAGCACAUAUGUCCCAACGGUGUGCAAUGGAAGGGAAGUCCUCGACUCUACCACCUCAUCUCUGUGAUUGUGACAUGCAGUUCGGUUCUCAUGUUUUUAGGCUGUUAGACAAAGUUCUCUCAUGCUGCUCCAGAACAUGGAAACAGAACAAAAAGAACAACCCUAAUACCUUUUUUUUAGAAACAGUACAAUAAAUUAUUUUUGAGGACUGUACGGUAUAUAGUGAUGUGCUACAACUUUCUAGGCUGAUUUUAGUGCCCCUAUUAACAGUCCCCCACCCCAAACAUGGAAAUAACCAUUGUUUACAGAGCUGAGCAUUGGUGACAGGGUCUGACAGGGUCAGUCUACUAAAACAAAAAAAACAAAACAAAACAAA